Messenger RNA from Caenorhabditis remanei, 615 nucleotides. RefSeq lists its product as uncharacterized. Lineage: Eukaryota; Metazoa; Nematoda; Chromadorea; Rhabditida; Rhabditidae. The transcript has a single exon. The record is from RefSeq and is a predicted model, not a curated record. Bases 1 to 615 code for a protein of 204 amino acids.
AUGGCGGGAUUCCCUCGACAAAAAGCCAGAACAUCUCGUUCGGGUCGUCGUCCUCCUCCAGCAUCCCCUGAAGAUGAAGAAGAAUCAACGUCGAACGCUCCGUUUCCCUACUAUAUCAAUCGUCGAAAACGUAAGAAGAAUAUAAAAUAUCUGAAGAAGAGGGCGGAAAAAAGGAAACUAGAAAUGGAAGAAAAAAGAAAGAAGAGAUUGAAGGCAGCGUUGUGGGCGAAGAAGCAUAGAAUACCAAGAGGAACGAUUUAUGUUAAAAGAUAUGUACACGGAGUACGCGUAACAGUGAAGAAGAGAAUGAGGAAGAAGAUGAGUAGAAAGUUGGCGAAGCACAUUCCAGGAGGACAAGUUCGGAGAUUCUUCGAAGAUGUUCAAGUUUUAUCACUGAAAAAGUAUCUGGCACUGAAGAAAGAAUACAAGAAGUUGAUCAAACAGGAGAAAGAACGACACCGUGAAGAAAUUGAAGCACCACCAGCUGAAGCCGAUGGCCCUCCAAUGGUUGUCGAGGAAGUUAUAAAUCCAGAGUUUGAUGUUCCUGAUAUAGAUAUGCCACCGGGUCCGGCGCCCCCACCUAAUAAUGAACCUUUCUUUGAUUUCCAAAUAUAA